Messenger RNA from Chaetura pelagica (chimney swift), 744 nucleotides. It is a transcript of the gene ZDHHC12, whose product is annotated as zinc finger, DHHC-type containing 12. The record is from RefSeq and is a predicted model, not a curated record. The annotation marks the transcript as partial. Gene Ontology annotation, molecular function: protein-cysteine S-palmitoyltransferase activity. Lineage: Eukaryota; Metazoa; Chordata; Aves; Apodiformes; Apodidae. The transcript is spliced from 4 exons. Gene Ontology annotation, biological process: protein targeting to membrane; peptidyl-L-cysteine S-palmitoylation. Gene Ontology annotation, cellular component: endoplasmic reticulum; Golgi apparatus.
ACGCCUCCCGGGGAACUGCUGGUCUCUUUCUGUGGGUACCUUUCAGAUCUGCAAAAGCAGGAGGAGCAGGGAGAGCUGCUGCAGCCGCUGAGCUUCCUCUUGCUGGUGCUGUGCUCUGUCCUGCUGUACUUCAGGGUGUCUCUCAUGGAUCCGGGUUUUGUCAAGGCUGAAGAAGCAAAGGCAGGCAAGAGUGAAGAGCCAAGCAUAGUGAUACCACAAGUCCCAAGUCACAUUAAGAUGCGGCGCUGUGGUUACUGCCUGGUGAAGCAACCGAUGCGAGCCAAGCACUGCCAGCUGUGCCAGCACUGCGUGCGGCGCUACGACCACCACUGCCCCUGGAUUGAGAACUGUGUGGGGGAGAAGAAUCAUCCCCUCUUCAUAGUCUACCUGAGUGUGCAGCUUGUGGUUCUGCUGUGGGGAGGUCACGUCGCCUGGUCAGGCCUCUCCUUUGAACAGUCAUGGGACUGGCUGCAACACAACAUCUUCCUCCUCAUCUCCUUCCUCCUGAUAGUCAUAUUCAGCACUGUUGUCCUGCUGCUGCUGCUUUCACACCUCUAUCUGAUCUCCUGCAACACCACCACCUGGGAAUUCAUGUCCCACCAUCGCAUCUCCUACCUGCGACACUCCAAGUUGGAGAAUCCCUUUGACCAAGGGGUCAUCCUCAACCUCUGGAGAUUCUUCUGUUCCUCCCACCUCACUGUAUGGGAGAAAAUCUAUUACCACAGGGACAACGAGCUUGUCUAG